CAAUUCUCUGCUGGUCUUUAGCAUUCCUUUACGACACAAGUACGGAGUCCCCACUGAAAUCUCGUAGUGGAUCUAUUCUACUUUCUUAGUCAUCAGUUUCACCGGAAACUUUUUUUCCAGUGCCAGAGAUUCAUAUUUUCCAUUAAUUCGUCAUCUUCGACUAAAGUCCCACUAGUCCAUGUUUACAGACAAGAAGAGCCAGCUCACAGCACGACUCCACGGCGAGAUGACGAACACAGAUAGGCCCACAAAUCCUACCAAGCGAGCUCUGAGUCGCGGCUACGGAACAGUUGUGACUAAUGGCCACAGCAUCAUCGCUAACACCAGCCAUGCCAACGGGUUUCGGAGCCAGAGCCAGAGCCAGAUCCAGUCGCAAAACAGCAGCGGAACUACUAGUCCGGUGGGCAACCACAUUCUGCGAGAGGCUCCGAUGAUCCACAACAAGCUCUACUGCGAGCAGGUCAACAAAAAGAUUACUAGUUCUACCAACAUGUUGCAGAAGCUUUCUGUAGACGAAAUCCGUUCGGUCAAGUCCCAUACAGAAUUAGCGGAGACAGCCAACGGAGUGCGUAUGCUCGCAAAAAACUUGUCCAAGACCACGAUCCAGUUGGAUGUGCGUGCCAUCAUGAUUGUGACCAAAGCCAGAGACAACUCUCUCAUCUAUUUGACACGAGAAGUGGUAGAAUGGCUUCUCACGCAAGAACGUGACAUCACGGUCUAUGUUGAUGCCAAGUUGGAAAACCUGAAACGAUUCAACACGGACGACAUCCGCACCCAGAUUCCAAAAGCAAACGGCCUCUUGCGUUUCUGGGACAAGAAGUUCGCCUUGAAAAACCCUGAGAAAUUCGACUUGGUGGUCACUUUGGGAGGUGACGGAACAGUACUAUAUGCGCUGAACUUAUUCCAACGUGUCGUCCCACCAGUAAUCUCGUUUGCCUUGGGAUCUUUGGGCUUUUUGACCAACUUCAAGUUCGAGCACUUCCGCGAACGCAUGAACACAGUUAUAGCCUCGGGCGUAAAGGCGUACUUACGAAUGAGAUUCACCUGUAGAGUACAUACUGCUGACGGUAAGUUGAUCUGCGAACAGCAGGUUCUCAACGAGUUGGUUAUAGACAGAGGUCCAUCACCCUACGUUACCCAGUUGGAGUUGUACGGAGAUGGCUCUUUGCUCACCAUUGCCCAGGCUGACGGCUUGAUCAUUGCAACACCUACGGGUUCGACAGCAUACUCGCUCUCGGCAGGAGGAUCAUUGGUCCACCCAGGUGUCAGUGCAAUUAGUGUGACGCCGAUCUGUCCUCACACCUUGUCGUUCAGACCCAUCUUGUUGCCAGACGGUAUGUUCUUGAAGGUCAAGGUGCCCGACACUAGUAGAUCUACUGCUUGGGCAUCUUUUGACGGUAAGGUCCGAACCGAAUUGCGCAAGGGCGAUUACGUCACCAUACAGGCUAGUCCAUUCCCGUUCCCUACUGUUAUCUCAUCGAAAACUGAGUACAUCGACAGUGUCAGUAGGAACUUAAACUGGAAUGCCAGAGAGCAACAGAAGCCCUUCAGCCACUUGUUGAGCGAUCAGAGCCAGCGUAUGAUGAGGAAGUCCACAUCUGCGGCAACUCAAGAUUUGGAGAAUCUCCAUAUCGACAAUGGUGCUGCAGAAGACGACUUUGAUAUCAAUUACAGUUCGGAUUCAGACUCGACUCCUUCAGAUAAUGAGACAGAAGAGGACCUUCCUUACAUUCCUCUUCCAGGAGACGGCAUCAACACCCCACCACCAGGAAAUACUUACGGUGGAUUCGAGGGAACAUGCUUUGCCCAUCCUCAUGCCAAAAUCACCUUGGACAGCUCGGCUACGUCGACUACAAACUCUACCAGAUACUCUUCGUCUACAACUGGUUCCGGGUCUGAGGAUUAGGGUUAUUUUUACAGGUUUAUUAGGUCGCCCAAGGGGGCAGUUACAUAGUGUGUAAUCAAUAGUCACAGC
Molecule: messenger RNA, 1975 nt
Organism: Scheffersomyces stipitis CBS 6054
Lineage: Eukaryota; Fungi; Ascomycota; Pichiomycetes; Serinales; Debaryomycetaceae
Gene: UTR1
Product: NAD kinase associated with ferric reductase
Exons: 1
Coding region: 179-1906 (575 amino acids)
Biological process (GO): NADP+ biosynthetic process; NAD+ metabolic process
Molecular function (GO): NAD+ kinase activity
Source: RefSeq, a predicted model, not a curated record